Olea europaea var. sylvestris is the source of this 4092-nucleotide messenger RNA. Its product is annotated as TMV resistance protein N-like. Gene Ontology annotation, biological process: signal transduction; defense response. The coding region runs from base 82 to 3753 and encodes 1223 amino acids. NCBI's taxonomy places the organism in Eukaryota, Viridiplantae, Streptophyta, Magnoliopsida, Lamiales, Oleaceae. Gene Ontology annotation, molecular function: ADP binding; protein binding. The transcript is spliced from 5 exons. The record is from RefSeq and is a predicted model, not a curated record.
AUAAUUCAACCAGCAAAAGUACCAUCCACACUCAAAACCUCUGUAUCACUCGAGCAGCAAAAAUACGAGCAACGCUCAAAAAUGUCUUCGGCAAAUGCCUCUGAUUCCUUUUCCACUGCCAUGACCCCUGUAUUGAGUUACGACGUUUUCUUGAGUUUCAGAGGUGAAGACACCCGUAAAGGUUUCGUCGACCACCUCUCUACAACCUUACACGAAAAAGGUAUCCACACUUUCAAAGACGACACCGAACUCAAGAGAGGGAGUUCCAUUUCCCCAAUACUCGAAAAAGCCAUUGAAAGUUCUGAAGUCGCACUCGUUGUCUUCUCGAAAAACUAUGCCGACUCGUCUUGGUGUUUAGAUGAGAUUGUUAAGAUCGUUGAAUGUAACAAGAAAUUUGGCCAAAAGAUUUAUCCUGUAUUCUACAAUGUGGAUCCUUCUGAUGUUAGGAAGCAAAAAGGGAGUUACAAAAUAGCUUUUGACAAAUAUGAAAACGAUCCUAACGUGGAGAAGGAGAAAAUUAAGAGCUGGAGGAAUGCUUUGAAGGAAGCUGCUAGUGUUUCUGGAUGGGAUACCAAUCAUACUGCUGAUGGACACGAGUCGAAAGGCAUCAGAGAAAUUGCUCGAGAAAUUUUAAAGAAUUUGAGCCAUACAAUCUCUCGAUUUAAAGAAAACCUGAUUGGAGUAGAGUCGCAUGUUCAGAAAGUGACAUCACUGUUGAAUCUUGAGCGAACUCAAGAUGUUCGCAUGAUAGGUAUAUGGGGUAUGGGUGGCAUCGGGAAAACAACUAUCGUCAGGACUGUGUUUGAUCAAAUAUUUAACGAAUUUGAAGGCAGUUGCUAUCUUGACAAUGUAAGAGAAGUUUCCAAAACUUUAGGACUGAAUUCGUUAGAAGAAAAAUUACUCUCUGACACUUUGAUGGAAAAAAGCGCAAAUCUCCACAAUAAUACGUCUAUGCUAUUCGCAAGGUUACGUCACAAAAGGGUGCUUGUUGUUCUUGACGAUGUCAAUGAACUCGAGCAUUUAGACAGACUGGCUGGAGGGCAUGAUUGGUUUGGAGCCGGAAGCAGAAUCAUCAUAACAACAAGAGACAGACAGAUACUUUCGCCACGUCAAAUUGAUGAUGUAUAUGAGGUCAGUUUCUUAGGGACUGAUGUAGCACUGAAGCUGUUUAGCAAAUUUGCCUUUAAGGAAGGUUUCCCUAAAGAUAAAUUUGAAAUGCUUGCACAUAAGGCAAUUAGAUAUGCUCGCGGUCUUCCUUUAGCUCUUAAGGUGUUGGGCAAUUUUUUACAUGGUCGAGAUAUUGAUGAAUGGGAAAAUGCAUUGGAUAGAUUGGAAGAAAUUCCGGAAGAUAAAAUCUUGGAGAAACUUAAAUUGAGUUUUGAUGCACUGAAUGACAUGGAGAAGAAGAUAUUCCUUGAUGUUGCUUGCUUUUUUAAGGGGAAGAAGAAAGAAUAUGUGAUAAGAAAACUUGACGGCUUCGGUCAGCAAGCCAAGGAAGCAGUAAGAGAUUUGAUUCAAAAAUCUCUUAUAACUAUAACCACUGAUGACAGGCUUCAGAUGCAUAACUUAUUACAAGAGAUGGGUUGGUACAUUGUGCGACAUCCGCAUCCUAACAAUCCUGAGAAACACAGCAGGUUAUGGUUGCCUGAGGAAAUAAGCUAUUUACUAACCGAAAAUGUGGGAACAAAAGAUAUUGAGUGCAUACAUGUGGACUACUCAGAACCAGAGAGCGUGAAAAUAAGCUCGAAAGCCUUUACAAAUAUGGAAAACCUGAGGCUUCUCAAAAUCCAUAAUGCAAGCAUUGAGCAAAUUCCAGCUUCUAUUCCAAGAAACUUGCAAUGGCUUGAUUUGCAUAAGUACCAAGCAAGGAUUUUGCCUGCAAAUUUUCAAGGAGAAAAGCUCGUUGGACUGAAACUGUCCCAUAGCCAUAUUGAACACAUUCGAGGACUUGAAAAGGCAAAAUUGAACAAUUUGAAGUUCAUCAACCUCAGUUACUCUAAAAAAUUGUUGAAAACUCCAGAUUUCAGCAACAUUCCAAAUCUUGAAAAAUUGGAUCUCAGCAAUUGUAAGAGCUUGGAAGAGGUUCACGCGUCCCUUGGGAAUCUUAAGAAGCUUGUAUACUUAAAUUUGGCGCACUGCGUUAAACUAAAGACUCUACCAAGUAGUAUCCAUUUUAAACUUCUGAAAACAUUUGUUCUCUGGGACUGUGUGAAAUUAGAAAAUUUUCCAGCAGUGGCUGGGGAAAUGGAAUGCUUGUCGGAGCUUCAUUUGGAAGGGACUGCAAUAAAAGAGCUACCCCCAUCAAUCAGCAACAUUUCUGGCCUUGUUUUGAUAAAUCUCAGCAAGUGCAAAAACCUAAAAAUUCUUCCAAACAGCAUUUGUGAUUUCAAAUGUUUGCAAACUCUCAUUCUCUCUGACUGCUCACAGCUUGAAAAAUUGCCAGAAAACCUUGGACAAGUCAUAUCAUUGGAAGAACUUCUGGUAGAUGGAACUGCUAUUACACAACCACCGCCAUCCAUUACAUGUUUGACGAAGCUGAAUGCCUUAUCAUUCAGUAGAUGCAAGCGGCCAAAAUCUCUGAGUUCUCUGUUUUCAGGUAAUUUGGAGUCAUCAGUCUCUUCUCUAUCUGUUAAGUUACCUUUGCCAAAAAUAGGAUUCUCCAAUAGCAAACAGACAAAAGGAUCUUUGCCUCCACCCCGACCAUCUUUAUCAGGUUUAUGUUCCUUAAAAAAAUUGGAUCUCAGUUCCAGCGAUCUACUUGAGGAAAUAUCAGCUGAUCUUGGCAGCUUGUCAUCUUUGGAAGAGUUAGAUCUGAGCAGAAAUAACUUCGUAAAGUUUCCAGCAAAAAUUUCUGAACUUCCACGACUCAAAAUCUUGAAACUGGAAAGUUGCAAUAGUCUUGUAUCACUGCCGGAUCUUCCAAAAUGUAUAGCUGUACUGGAUGCAGAUGAUUGCCAAUCAUUAAAAAGCUUGGCUAACCUCUCUGAAAAGCAUGCCUUCUUAUGGAAGGUCUCAUUUCACAAUUGCUUCAAACUGUUCAAAAAUGAGGAGAACCGUAAUGCUUCUGAUAAGUUGCUACACUCUUUACUUCAGGGACAAGCUGCUGUGGAUAGUCGAUUUAGUAUACUCAUUCCUGGAAGGGAGGUUCCAGAGUGGUUCAGUUACCAAAAGAUGGGUCGUUCAGUAACCAUCCCCUUAACUACAAAUUGGCAUGAGAAUGUCACUGGGAUUGCAGUUUCUAUCGUCUUUGAGUGUCUGGUACCAAAAUCAAAAAUAGGGGUCACGUUCAAAUUGAUAAGCCGGGAUCAUGAGGAGUUCAUCGCUAAUAUCACUCAAACUGCCACUAAGCUGGAAGAGAACUAUGAAUCUGCUCAUGUGUGGAUAGGCUAUGUAUCAUUCCAUCUUUUCCAGCUUCUAUUUCCAAAAUUUCAGUCAGAUGAUUGGGCUAAAAUAGAUGGAUGUCUCACAAUUAAGACAAAGGAAGAGGCAUGGAUCAAGCCAAGAGGAUGUGGUAUUCGCUUAGUUUACAAAGAAGAUGUGAAAGAGACGUCGCAAUAUAUGGAGACUCAUCCUGGGGUUGACCAAGAAUUGAAAAUAUUAGAAGAGGCAGAAGAGAGUAUCGAUGUACUGACUUUUGGUGUCAAUCAAUUGAACUGGAGUGUAGAUCCUAUCGAGGAAGAGGGCAAUCAAAUUCAAAGCUUGAGAUCCUCCACUACCUUCAAGGUACAGAAGACACUAUCGUUUGAUUACUAGUUACCAUAAGGAGGGUCUUACAAUGCAUGGCCAAGUCGUUUGAUUCUGUUGGUAGUUGUCUAUGUUUGUUUUUCCAUUUUUUUAUCCUACAAAAAAAGAAUAGACAUUGUGGCUUCCUAUGUUUUCUCAAGUCAAUUCGAUGCAUGGAAAAAUAUUCAUAAUUUUUCUUUUGUUCUGAUUAAUGUUGUAUUGGGUGUUAUGUUGCUUAGUAUUACAAGACCAAAAUCCUCGUCAAAUAUUUGGUUUGUCUUUCUGUGUAUUGUGUGUGUCCCCUUGUAUAGUAAAUUUUAUUAUGGUGAGAUUGCGUAUGUUAUUGAAAUCAUUGUGGCUUAUAUUGUA